AUUGGAUUGUCUAGAUAAGGUCCUGAUGUUAGGUAAAUCCUUGGCUAAACUCGUACAGUUUGCCGCAGUCACUAUUAGUUUUUGUUCCCGAAAAUACAAGAUUCAAGACUUGUAUGAGAGUUGAUAUUGUCGCAUUAGUAAUUACUACCCUAAUUUAGACAUCAAGCAUUGAACAUUUAUAAACCUAUAUGAUCGAAGUAUAUUGAAUAACGCAUUCAAGAUACUAUAGGAGCGAAAUAUAAGAUAAGAGCAGAGGUCACAAUUCAAGUAAAGGAUACUAGCAGGGGUGGCCAAUUUGACGUCCGUAAAUUUGUCCGAGACGUACCAAUUCGUGACUUUUCUAUAUGAUCCAAACAAUAUUGAUUUAAUUUGUGUUUUAUCCGGAAUUAAAUAGAGAAAGCGGCGAUGAUGAUGAUUUUAAUAAUCGACAGAGAAUACAUAAUAAACAAAAAUAUUGUUAAUUGUUGUGGGAAAAAAGGUUAUACGUACUAUCGGCAGAUGAAACGAAAGGAAUUACGCGUCCGGCUCCGGACUUUUUGUCUUACGUCACUUCAUCUUCAUCCACUGUUGAGGCAGUGCAGCAGACGUCAGUGAUGAGUUUACCGUAGGCUUACGUGAUCGAAGUUGUUGUUUUUAUUUACCUGACUACGGCGAAUACGAUCCCUUCUAUGACGAUGGCUGCCAACGAGUCGGCUCACAUAGUGACUUCUGUCUCAAGUUUGGAUGUGAACACGAGCCUAGUGAUCGCGGUGUGCGUUCUGGGCACCCUGGUGGGCGUGGGGCUGCUGCUGGUGGUGGUGCUGUUACUGCUACGUAGCGAGUGUUGCGGCCUCUCGCCCUGGCGUUGGACGGCGAAAAAUCACCGCCGCAAUCGCAGGUCAAGAACAGAGAUGGAACUCGAGCAGCUGGCUGAAGGUGCCGACAACUUCAUAACUGACUCCAUGCUACCGGGCAACAGGACCGGCGCGUCAGAAAACCUUGGUAUCCGCUCACCGAACCACUGCAGAAUUCCUGCUCUUCGAAUGCCAGAAGAUUUCAGUCCCAGUCCUCCCUUCCCCCUGGGGGCGGAGAGACAGAAAGCGAGUCGUGACAGGCUCCCGUCCCCUCAACAAAACCGACGUUUGACCGCGCUGAAUACUUUCGCUCCAAACACCAUCGAAUUGCAGGAAAAAGGUGCCGAUACAUUUUCAGGAACAAACUGUUCGAGGGUGAAACCAGUCAAAACUAUUGGUUUUAGAGGGGAAUAUGAAAGAAUCCCAAACACUUCUAUGAGGGGUACAAGUGAUAGGAUCUGCAAUCAUCGAGUAUGCAAGCCAAACGCGUCUGGAGCAGACGGUUAUCCCGUGUCUGAAGACGACGCAGACAAUCAGUGUAAAGGUUUUGGCCACAGUUACUACAAACCUGGGGGAUUUUCAGCUUACAUAGCACAUACUAUUUUCGAUGUAAAAAGAACGCGUCACAAACCCCGCGGAGCCGACCGUAGGAACUCCAAUUCUGUGUAUGCUAAAAUCCCUUCAUGUUCUGAGUCAGAUGAUGACAAGAAAAUGAAGCCAGAUGAAGCAUACAGAGCUAAUCGCUCGGGCCGACUUCCUCGACAGACCAAGCAUGAAAAAGUUCUCCCUGAUCGUGCCGUGCCCCGAGACCGCGAGAGUCACAGACUGAGAGUUGUGCCUUGCGCUGCCCACCGUCAGCAGAAAGCAUUGGUCGAAGAUAGCCCUCCGCUGGCCAGCUCGAGCAGGAACACCUCGGCUGAUGGCAGCAGGAGCACUUACCAGCGCUACGACUCUUUAGAAAGAAAGCCCCAGCAGCUGCAAGAAAAGUCGUGCAAAGCUCCUGUUGAGCGGGCAAUGCAAGGAUUUCCUGACCAAGUGAAAUGUAAAGUUUUAAAGAGAAGCGGUGAUACGGUGAACAAAGGACAACAGGAGUCUUCUUCCAGUCAUUCUGAUCUUCCACGCCUCCAAACCUCCCAGGCAUCUAAGGAACACAGGUAUCAUCAAAACGUUGUUUUGGAUGUCCGCAAUUCUGUACAACCAUCCUCAUCCUUAGCGGGCGCUACAAGUUUCUGUCCGACCUCUCAAGAAACCACACGUUAUUCCAAUAAUGAGAUUCCGGUUGCUGACAAUCCAAACAUAUGGGUAGAAUCUUGUCCCAAGACUGACAAUCAGCUGCCGAGUUUUCGUCCAGAUAACGCUACUUCCUCUCACUCUGGACGAGCCUAUAUUUACCAAGGUCUUCGGAAUGCCGUGAACGUUUCCCGCCCCGAGUCAAGCCUUUACAACACUCUGCCGAACUUACACGGCACGAGAAAUAAUGGCCGCGUCUCACUUCUGUACCAUGGCAGUCCGCACUCGUCAGUCCAAUCGCUGAAGCCUCAUUCGAAAAUGUUGGAAGACUCGUCUUCGUUGGGCGAUUCGCGUUUUGUGCGUAUAUCAGCCGCCAACACUCCGCUGGAUCAAAGAGGACAGAUUCACCAGCCGGCUAGUGAUCCUCAUCCAUCUUUGAGAUCCCAUCUCCAGCCAAUGAUGAAUUAUAGUUUCAAAGAUUUGCUGCAGUCGGAAAUUGCCAAUGCGGAAGACGGAGAAAAGGACGACGCCGAAAUAGCCCAGAUAAUAUCCCUUCAGUCCAUCUCGACAACUUCAACCCCAUCGCCUCCGUCAGCAGCGGGCGCAGCAGCUGCUGUGGUCGCCAGCCACGAUGCCGAAGACUCCACUCGCCUACAAGAAAUCAAAGAAAGCCUUUCGUUGCUUGACUCUCGUGACAUCGUUGACCCGACAACAGCGUCGAUGUCAUGGGAUCAUCUGACCCCUGACCCCUCUCCUGUGUACAACGUUGGUGCAAACGGCAACCGCGAGUCUCACUAUACGCCAAGUUGCAUCAAAACAAAAUCGCGGUCAUCCCAAGACUCAUCUCAUCUGCCUGUUCUGUCUGAAACUCACAAUUUUUCUGAUACUUUUGCUAGACAGUACGAACUUAAGCCGUUCCAGAAGUUUUAUAGUUCAUUGGAUUCAAGGAUAAUCCUGGAUUCAAUCAAGGAUAUGGAACUUCCUACAGAAAUAAACGAAGAACCGCGUCUAUUUAGAAAACGCGAAGUGUUGGAAAAUCCGACAAGGAAACUGAAUGCUUUCGAGUUGGCAAGCAACCGCGCUGCUAUGGAGGAGACUCGUGGACGCAGAGGUGUUGGGGUGCGGCCAACGAACAUCAACAGUAGGUUUGCUUUCAUCAGCGACACUCACCAUCAGCCUGAAGAAUCGUUCAAUGAUUCUCUUCGUCCUUCGAAGAAGCUUUUCUCUUCAACGGAAAACAGCUUCCAGAAAACCGACAUGAGUUCGGGAACCACUCCACCAUUUCUGCAGGACGCUGCCAAGCCCGGCAGUAAAAGCUACGUGGUGAGGUGAUUUUCUUGC
Molecule: messenger RNA, 3404 nt
Organism: Hyalella azteca
Lineage: Eukaryota; Metazoa; Arthropoda; Malacostraca; Amphipoda; Hyalellidae
Exons: 5
Coding region: 669-3395 (908 amino acids)
Source: RefSeq, a predicted model, not a curated record